ACUCACCGGUUUCGAUCGGAUGUCGUCUCCCCUGACCGGAUGGUGUCUGUGUAGAGGAAGUUUUGUUUUGCGAGUUUUCCGUCCGUUUCGACUGACUGAGUAUUUAGUUAAUUCACUUAAAGGAACACGAAAUGAUAUUACUGUGAAUUGCAUUACCGGUAACCACUCAAGUGUUCAAGAGGGAGUAAAAGCACGAGCUGUUUGAAGCGGCGGAACUCAACAGAGUAACCCGAGAGCACCUUGCUGCUAAGCUAACGUUACCUAGCUAGUUAGCGCGGCUAACGUUAGCCUCUGGUCUGCGUUGUGUUGAGGGGGCUCUCUGAGCUAACGAAGCCAUGGGGAACCGGGGCAUGGAAGACCUGAUUCCCCUGAUCAACAAGCUUCAAGACGCUUUCAGCUCAAUUGGCCAGAGUUGCAAUUUAGACCUUCCUCAGAUCGCUGUGGUCGGUGGACAGAGCGCUGGGAAAAGCUCAGUCUUGGAAAAUUUUGUUGGCAGGGACUUUCUUCCACGUGGAUCAGGCAUUGUUACCCGCAGACCUCUCAUUUUGCAGCUGGUCAACAAUAAAGCAGAAUAUGCUGAAUUCCUGCACUGCAAAGGGAAGAAGUUUGUGGAUUUUGAUGAAGUGCGGGCGGAAAUUGAGGCAGAGACAGACAGGAUAACAGGCUCCAACAAAGGCAUCUCUCCCAUCCCAAUUAACCUGAGAGUCUACUCCCCACACGUGCUGAACCUGACCCUGAUCGACCUUCCGGGAAUGACUAAGGUUGCAGUCGGAGACCAGCCCCCAGACAUCGAGCACCAAAUCAGGGACAUGCUCAUGCAGUUCAUCACCAAGGAGAGUUGCCUGAUCCUGGCCGUCACCCCGGCCAACACUGACCUGGCCAACUCAGAUGCUCUUAAGAUCGCCAAGGAGGUGGACCCACAGGGUCUGCGUACCAUUGGUGUUAUAACAAAACUGGACCUGAUGGAUGAAGGGACAGAUGCAAAGGACAUCUUUGAAAAUAAACUGCUGCCACUGCGCAGAGGCUACAUUGGUGUGGUGAAUCGCAGUCAGAAAGACAUUGAUGGGAAGAAGGACAUACGUGCUGCUCUGGCUGCAGAGAGGAAGUUUUUCCUCUCCCACCCUGCCUACAGACAUAUAGCAGAGCGCAUGGGCACGCCACAUCUACAAAAGACACUGAACCAGCAAUUGACCAACCACAUCAGAGACACCCUGCCUGGUCUGCGCAGUAAGUUGCAGAGUCAGCUCCUCUCCCUGGAGAAGGAGGUUGAGGAGUAUAAGAACUUCCGUCCAGAUGACCCAACACGCAAGACCAAGGCCCUGUUGCAGAUGGUGCAGCAGUUUGGUCUGGACUUUGAGAAGUGCAUUGAAGGCUCCGGGGACCAGGUGGACACAAACGAGCUUUCAGGUGGCGCCAAGAUCAACCGCAUUUUCCAUGAACGCUUCCCCUUUGAAUUGGUCAAGAUUGUGUUUGAUGAGAAGGAGCUAAGGCGAGAAAUCAGUCAUGCAAUCAAGAACGUCCAUGGUGUCAGAACGGGGCUGUUCACUCCAGACCUGGCAUUUGAGGCCAUCGUGAAAAAGCAGAUCGUUAAGCUGAAAACGCCCUGUCUCAAAUGUAUCGAUCUGGUCAUUCAGGAGCUCAUCAACACAGUCAGGCAGUGCACCAACAAGCUCAAUUCUUACCCCAGACUGAGAGAGGAGACCGAGAGGAUUGUCACCACCCACGUCAGAGAAAGAGAAGGGAAGACCAAGGACCAGGUUCUGCUGCUGAUUGACAUUGAGCUGUCCUACAUCAACACCAACCAUGAGGACUUCAUAGGCUUUGCUAACGCCCAGCAGAGGAACACAGCUACAAACAAGAAGAGGGCCAUACCCAACCAGGGUGAGAUUCUGGUGAUUAGGAAAGGCUGGCUAACCAUCAACAUCAGCAUCAUGAAGGGCGGCUCCAAGGAGUACUGGUUUGUCCUGACUGCUGAGUCCCUGUCCUGGUACAAAGAUGAGGAGGAAAAAGAAAAGAAGUAUAUGCUGCCUUUGGAUAACCUGAAAAUCAGAGAUGUGGAGAAAGGCUUUAUGUCCACAAAGCACAUCUUCGCAAUCUUCAACACUGAACAAAGGAACGUGUACAAAGAUCUUCGCCAGAUAGAACUGGCCUGUGAUUCUCAAGAGGAUGUGGACAGCUGGAAAGCAUCCUUCCUUAGGGCAGGAGUUUAUCCGGAGAAGGACCAGACGGAUAAUGAAGAGGCUGCUCCUGCAGACACAGUCUCUAUGGACCCUCAGUUGGAGCGACAGGUGGAAACCAUUCGCAACCUGGUGGAUUCAUACAUCGGCAUCAUCAACAAAUCCAUCAGAGACCUCGUGCCCAAGACCAUCAUGCAUCUCAUGAUCAACAGUGCAAAGGAUUUCAUCCACUCAGAGCUGCUGGCCUACCUCUACUCAUCUGGGGAUCAGGCCAGCCUCAUGGAGGAGUCAGCUGACCAGGCCCAGCGUAGAGACGAAAUGUUGCGCAUGUAUAAUGCACUCAAGGAGGCGCUGCACAUUAUUGGCGACAUCAGCGCCAAUACUAUCUCCACCCCAGUACCCCCACCCGUAAAUGACACCUGGAUCCAAGAAGCCAGCCCAACCCCUCAGCGUAGGCUGCCUCCUGCAGCAGCCCCGCCCCCCAGCCGUCCACCUACUGCUCGGGGCCCAACACCAGGACCACCCAUGAACCCUUCUCCUGCCUUCGCAGCUCCGCUCAACCCUUCUCCUGCGUUUGGUGCACCACCAAUCCCCUCUCGCCCAGGCCAACCCAUCAACGCCUACAACAGUAACCAGGAUCCCUUCAGUGCACCCCCACAGAUCCCCUCCCGGCCAGCCCGUGUCCCACCCGGUGUACCCAGCCGAAGACCCCCCGGCGCUCCUUCUCACCGGCCCACCAUUAUCCGCCCUGCUGAGCCCUCCCUGCUAGACUAGACCUGUGGCCAAGCCCACCUAUGUGUGUGUGUUUGUGUGUGAGUGUGUGUAUUUGCACACUACAGGACGGGGGCUCGAGGGGAGGGGCUGACUGAUAGCGGUGCAUGAUGUGCAUCGUCCAGCCGUAAUAAUGUCUAUUCAAGCAAUGUUAAUAAGCUGCUAAUACCGUCUUUAUCAGUGCACAUGAAAGAAAGGAAGCCCUUAACCACAGCUGAUCAGCGGGAUGCAUUAGCUUCUAUCAGUAGGAGACGAUGUAUCAAAUUCAAUCCAAGAGCUUUUUUUUUUUUUUUUCUUUUUAUUGUAAUGACUGUUUUUUUUUUUUUUUUCUCUGACAAGGUUCCUGGUAGAAGCCCCUUUAAAUAGCUUAAUAACUGUUACAGGCUGGCUUUCCUCUCCCCUCCCUCUACCUUUAUAGAUUGGCCUAGACGCCCAAGUCUAGAUCACUGUGUAAUAUACACACUUAAACCUGUUGUUAAUGUUUUACUGGGUUUUCAAUUCCUAACUGAUUUCAUACUGAAAAACAAUAGUUUAUUAUCACUGUUGUUAUUUUGGUGGUGUUAAUUACAAUAUUUUUCCUUGUGUUAUUUUAUUUGAGUGACUUUGUCCUUUUUAAUGACCGUCAUAAAUGUAGCUUUAAAAAGGAAAUCCUAAUCUCUGCAAAAACAACGCAUAAAAAAGACAGGGCAGGGCUGCAUGAGGACUGAGAGAGUAGCUUCAGCUCCCCCUCUGUAAAAAUAUCCUUCCACGAUGAAUAGAUGUCAGCCAGAUUGACCGUUAUCAUCCAAGCACUUCUAACCAUCUAGCCUUACAACAAGCCACUCAAAAUGGGGAUGUUGUAGUCCGUCAGCAGAACACUAUGCACAAAAACCCAGGAGAGGGAGAGAGACAGACUGAGGGGCUGUCUGCGCUUUGGGGGGAAGCUUUCUCUCCACUAAUUCCGAGUUGGUGAAGCCUUGAAUUUUAAUCCCUUUAGUCUCAAUUGAACCCCAAUGAGGCCUUCAGCCUUCGGGUAGACUUUGUUCAUUCCUGGAUUAGCUGAUUCAUAUAGAACGGAGCGCACAGUACAGUUUCCUCUCAGAGAGGAUAAAACUCAGUGAAGCGGUGGGGUGUGUCAGUGAGGACUGAUCUGUGAGUUAGAGUAUAAAGAUGGUAUUAGGCAUUGAGGAGUUAGCACAUCUUUUUCUGGGCUCAGUUGUCGAGGACAUUUAUUAUUGCUAUCAGUUCUGCUUCCACGCAUUAAAAAUAUCAUUGUAAAUAGCUGGCCUAUACAGGGGAAUUAGCACUUGUAUUUCAUUAAAUCGUAGGGGUGAUGACAAAAACAUGCUAUUGUUAUCGAAGCCCAACGUGGUAAAAUGCAAUUGUUGGUGAAAUUAAAAGAAGCACUAACACUGUCAUUUCAUUAGCUUUGUAGGGAAAAAGAAUGGUCAUCUCCUGAUGGAUAAUUUAUAACCUGGGCAUUUGUUAUUUCUUUUGAUGUUUUUGAGUACAAUUGUAUCAGCUCUGUGUAACAAUAUGCUACUCAGCCCCCCAGCUUCUACUGGACUGGUAAUUGGGGUUCUGCUACAGGGAUUAACUGUCUAGAUAUGUUUUAUGUUGGGAGGGCACUUGGGGCUGAGCAUACACAGCUGUGAUUAUUUGAUAAUGAAUAUCUUUUGAUUGCUCUUUGACCAAUUAAAACUAAUUUUUCUUGAACAUUUUUGGGGGUGUUUAGGGGAAAAACGGUCAGCCAGGGAGUGACCUUGGGUUACUUGAAUGUUUUCCGAUUUUUGGUUUGAUCAGUGGAGGUGGUGAAUGGGUGGUGAAGGUUCUGGUGUAUGAAGGCACAUCCUGUCUUGAGAAGCUGUCUAGACUGUUCUCCGUUGUCACCACAGAGGAUAGAAUUUUAAUUAGCCAACCUGACAAAACAAAGAAACUAUAAACCAUUAAAAAAUGUCCCAGACCUCAGACUCUUGAGACAGAAUGUGCUUUUUCUUCCCCUGUAUUUCUCUAUAGGUCUGGCUUUCAGUGACAGUGCCAGAAAGUAAAAUGUUCUUAGAAAACAGCCCCGAAUGUUUUAGAUCCUCCACAGACCCCUGGUACACAAAGUAGUUCAUGUGAUAAAAGUUCUUAUUGGCCAAUUCCCUUGUGCCUGUCACUUCAGCCUGCCCUUGAGAAACCCAGACUGUAAAUGCCCUGUAAUACAUUAGGUUGUACCCUGCCUCCUUCCUCUUUCCCUCCUGUCUGGAUCUGGUGGAAGGGGUUGGAAUCCAUCCUGCAAAAAUCUAUUUUCUUUUUGUUUUGGAACCCCUUGUCAAGUGCCUCUGUAGCAAUUAAUUGAUUUGAAUAAACAAAAUGAACUAAUUUAGAAUGGAGAGUAAAUAAAGAGGUGUUGUGUACAAUAAAGGGACUGGCUCUGGUGGUUGGUGUCUCCUUGUGUCCUUGUGUGAUCCUCUCUCGCUCACUCUCAGAUAACGUAGAGCUCCUCCUGAGUUUCCUCACCUCACUCGCCUCCCUCUGUACAUCUAAACCGAUGCAGACUGACAUAAACCAGCACAUGUUCCUAGGGCAACCCUCUACCUGCAGGUUGCCUGCUUGAGAGAGGCAUUACUUGAACUAUGUUCGCUGUCACUCAAUACAUGCAUUUCCACCAUAUGUUAAGCGAUGAACAAAAAAACCCCACUACCUCUUCAUAGUAAUAGUCGACUGUUGUUUGCUGUCCUUGUGUAUGUAUUGAUUAAAUCAUUUUCAGUGCCUAUAAAAAGAAUUCACCCACCUUGGAAGCUCUCGUGUUUUGCCUUGUAGC
Messenger RNA from Xiphias gladius (swordfish), 5733 nucleotides. It is a transcript of the gene dnm2a, whose product is annotated as dynamin 2a. Lineage: Eukaryota; Metazoa; Chordata; Actinopteri; Istiophoriformes; Xiphiidae. Gene Ontology annotation, cellular component: membrane; microtubule; cytoplasm. Gene Ontology annotation, molecular function: GTPase activity; microtubule binding; GTP binding. Bases 336 to 2951 code for a protein of 871 amino acids. The transcript is spliced from 21 exons. The record is from RefSeq and is a predicted model, not a curated record.